Messenger RNA from Thecamonas trahens ATCC 50062, 663 nucleotides. RefSeq names its product microsomal glutathione S-transferase. The transcript has a single exon. Lineage: Eukaryota; Apusomonadida; Apusomonadidae. The record is from RefSeq and is a predicted model, not a curated record. Gene Ontology annotation, cellular component: membrane; nuclear envelope; endoplasmic reticulum. Gene Ontology annotation, molecular function: glutathione transferase activity; glutathione peroxidase activity. The coding region runs from base 24 to 611 and encodes 195 amino acids.
AUCUCACCCCUCUCCCCGCCGCUAUGACCAAGACCGCCAAGCCGCAGAGCGGCAAGAACCCCAUGGGCAUUGUCUCAGUCGUCAUGCUCAACUUGCCGUUCCCUGCGGUCAUGCUUGCCGUGGACGCCCUCGGCUACAUGGCGACGGCCGAGGCGGCGCUGCAGGGGCUCGUGCCUGGCGGACAGCUGACGUCACUGGCGGCGUUUGGCAUGGGGGCCAUCGCCUUCCAUCUGCUUAACGGCUGGCUCGGGGCGUGCGUGAACGGGGCGCGUGCGGCGUACGACGUCCCGUGGCCGCACGCUUACGCACCGACCGACAACAAGCACAAGAUCCUGUUCGACUCAACGCAGCGGGCGCACCAGAACACCGUCGAGGGCGCUGUCCCGCUCCUGGUCUCGUUCCUCCUCGCCUCGCGCUCGUACCCGGCCAUCGCGCUGCUUUGCUUCCUGACCUUUAUCGCCUCGCGCAUCCCCUUUGCCCUCGGCUACAUGUCGGGCAUUGUCUCGCGCAAGGACUCGGGCGUCUUUGGCUACCCGCUGGGCAAGAUGCCGCUCUUUGGCCUCGCCGUCGUCACCGUCGUCGACGCCGUCGUCCACGGCACCGAUUGGUGACCAUCGACCUACCCCUGCCCGUGCUCGCUCCCUGUAAAGUGCUUGGCUGCCA